This is a messenger RNA of Podospora pseudopauciseta, 4743 nucleotides long. RefSeq lists its product as uncharacterized. NCBI's taxonomy places the organism in Eukaryota, Fungi, Ascomycota, Sordariomycetes, Sordariales, Podosporaceae. The transcript is spliced from 2 exons. The coding region runs from base 1954 to 4644 and encodes 896 amino acids. The record is from RefSeq and is a predicted model, not a curated record.
ACUUUCCUUUUCCGCCAGCCAUGGUGAUGAUGAAGUGUUGUGAUGUGCUGCGAGGCGCGGGGUGUGUGGUGUGCGGUGCAGAUGGGUGGGCAAAAAAAUAGGCGGUAGCGCUUUGAUUGAUGGGAGCUGUGUAAUCGAAGAACAGGACAGGAAUGGGAACAACAAGAUCGUGGAGUUGGUGGAUGGAUUUGUUGUCGGGUGUUUUUCUCGCGACGGGUGUUGUUGACGAGUCGAAAAAUCAAAAGCUCCCCCGGCCGUCGCUGAUGAUGCUUCUGAUGUGUUGCUGGUUUGUUUGCUACCCCAGGUGCUGUAGCUGGCAGUGUUCAGCAGAAGCUCCCGCAAACUACAGCUACCAAGGUACUUAAGGUAAUAAGCGAGCCUUGUGCACCUGACCCGCCCCUCCAGCCUUCUGUUUUGUGCACACCAGCUCUUUGUGCAAAGUUUGUUCCAGUGACUACCACCAGCUGCCAGCUGUCCGGCAGCUGACCGAUCAUUGAACGGCAAGUUCCGGGCAUCUACCUCUUGGGAGGGGAAAAGGGGAAGCCUGUCUGCCUGUGCUGGACUGGCGAGAGAACAGCAGGGACUGCUCAAGACAUUCCAGAGACACCACGGCAUGAAAUCUCCCGCGGUGUCCUACAGGUCGAGUCUGCAGAGAAGCGUUGGGUCGGGCUGGGUUGUGUGUCGCUCAGAGAAGCUGGAGUAUGUGUGCCUGGCUGUUUGCUAGCACUGGGCAGACACUCGCAAGGUUGACCGUUGAACCAACCAUGCUGGUCAGUCAGGAGGGGUUAAAAAGACAAAGAGUCUCCAAGAAACAUGUCAGGAGCACCAUCUCGAGGUGUCUGCAACCUCUGCGAGGGUUGCGGCGGUGGUCGGAAUGGCGGCUCAAACUUGGUCUGACUGUCGAUUUGGGACGGGCAUUGAAGACGUUGUGAUGUGAUGUCGUUGUUGAUGGACCCACCAUCCUACUUGCGCUCCAGCCACCUCCACGCCAAGAAAGCUGUGCACAGUCCCCGCCAGGCCGUGGCUGAUCUCUGUGGUUGCCUCUUCCUUCUUGCCCCCUCACAGGUCCCUUCUGUUUGGUUUCAUGAUCGCUUCCUACUUCUGGACAGCCUGGUUAUGCGACAUUACGGGAUGGGCCACCUGGUACCUGACCAUCGAGUUUGAUGUUCCCCAAGUCAGCGCAACAUGAUGCUGGAUUACCCGACCCGAGAAGGCUCACGUUGCGCCUACUUUUACACAGCAACAACGAAUGCGGCCAAGGAGGUUUGUAAAGAUCAGGACUAGUGUUCUUAUCGGAAAAUCAACAGCACUUGAGCAGCACCCUGAGAAAGGGCAAUCACAACCAAUCGACUGGGAGCAGACGACAACAUGGCUGGAAACUUCAAGUCUGAGGUUGAAGUUCGGCAGACCCAAUGCACCAGAGCCAAUGAUGCACCCGCCCGGCGGAGUUAAAAGGCACUGCCACGCUGCCAUACAUUCUGCCUUGAUGGGUUGCACUCCCCCCUGUAGUUUGGGUCGAGGCUGGGCCGCAGAAACCCCCGGUCCCUUCCAAGCGGCUUCCCAUACCCGCCAGCCAGUGCCUCUUCAGUUAUUCCCAUCUGUGGCGCAUCAGCGGCAGCCCAUGGAGGCCCGCCCCUGACCUCACCACGCUGGGUGCGAGCGGCAUCCCACCACCGCCUUGCGCUUGCUGGAUAGACAAGUUAAAAUAGGAAUAAUGUCUGGGUUGUCGUUACGGGUUCCUCCCGUCGAUGCCCGGGCAGACUGUGUGGUUGUGUUGCCAGAUGCAUAUUAGCUGCAGCCGUGUCCUACCAGUUCCCAGUUCACACACAAACAACACAAUCUGAUAUAGCACGACGACGUUCAUUCCGACGAGGAAGCCCACAUUCUACACCUGACCUAUCGUUAACCAGACUCUACACUCUAUAGGGCCCCGGCCCUUCACCUUUGCGUAUAAUGGAAUCUUUCACCUCACCAGCAACACGAGCUGCAACCGCCACCCACGACGCAUCUUCCGUCACAGCAGCAGCAAUACCAGCACCAGCAAAGAAUAUCAGAUCCGGUACAGAUUCUUCAGUCAAGGAAACCCUUCCAGACCGGCCGCUUCGGGUAGGCUUUCAAGAGAAUCAACCUAUUCCCAUUCGUACCAUCAAGGACACCAUCGCCGAGCGCCGUCAGCCGGAGAGGCGAGACUCAUGUGAGAGGUUUCAGUUGAACUUCCAACAACGAAGGUCAAACACCGGCUGGUCUGUGGCCUCUGGAUUAACUGCCGCUUCAACUGUCACCGACAUCACCGAGCCCGAAAGUCCUGAUGCCAUUGACGAAGAAACGUUUGAUGUUGAAUCGGUGCUGGCAUCAUCACCUCCCUACCCUCACGGCUCUCCAUCUCACUCUAUCGCUUGCUCUUCGUUACCGACAAAGCCUCUGGCUCCUAUCGAUACUGACAGAUCCUCUUCAUUUCGCCAACGCCAGCCAGUCAGUGACAUUCCGCCAUCACCUCGGAAAGUGCAUUCGGAUCGGCCACACCGGAGGAGUUCAGACUAUAUCACACAUCCUCCACCUAUCGAGAAACUAGCUGGAUCGAUUACGGAUGACGCGACGAAUCCAGACCUCAGGGCCGCUUGCGACAUAGUUGGCAAGGAGGACGGCGAUAACAACAAGCCGGCACAGCAACGGGAUGAGUUAUCUUCUGAAGCAGAUGGAGGCAGUCCGUCCACAUUGGACGGAUUCCAUUCCUCGGCAGAUGAAAAUACGCCAAAUUCUCUGAGCGACGUAGAAGUGGACGACAACUCGGUGCAGAAUUUCCUCGACAGAGCCCUCAAGCAUGUGUUUGGUGUCGAGCUCUGUGAACUGAGCCAAGGCACCGCGUCAGCGGCCUACCAAUCGGUAAGUUACUGUCUCGACGAACUAUCAUAUAUAGUCCGGUCCGGUAGCCGGCAUUUCGCCGACUCUGCCGUCCCGCCAGUGAACGAGGCAGCUCGCAGUCAUGCAGGUUUCAACAGCACUCCUAUCCAAGGCACGGCCGACACAACUGGCUAUGGCGGCACAUCAAGUGGCCAGAGCAGUCGUAAAAACCACAACAGGACGAAAAAAAGACUCAGUGGGGGCCUCGAAGGCGGAGAGGAAGAAAAAGACGGGGAUGGCGACGAGGGAGAUGAUCGCCAGGGCGGUGGCGGUAAGCGACAAAGACUAACGGACCAUGGUCACGGCCAAAACUUUAGCUGUCCGUUCCGCAAGAGAAACCCCAUCAGAUUCAACGUUCGAGACUUUCAGAGCUGCGCGGUACAGUCCUUCCCCGACAUCCCUCAGCUCAAACGGCACAUCAAGAACUUCCACCGACAAAACUCGAUACCGCCGUUUAUGUGUCCGCGAUGCAAGGAGGACCUAGGAAGCCACCUGGACUUGGUCGCCCAUUCGGCCGUAGAGAUACAUCUCAUGUGUGAAGUACGGGAUGUGCCAUCAAGUCUGGAGCCCGAAGACGGCAUCACGCCACAGGUGGAGGAGGUUCUCAAUGGGAGAAAAGCAAACUCAAAGGUGGACUGUUGGGAUACGCUCUGGGACGUGUUGUUUGGCACGGAGGAAGGGAUCCCUGACCAUAAUUUCGUGCCCCCUACAGAAUUGGAUGAGGUGCAUGCCGAAUUCAGGAAGCCGUCCUCCCGCGAUGAACUCAGGCAGCGGCUUGCGACAGAGUUUCCUCUCCACGACCCAGACCUCCUGCUCAGCCUCUUCAACGAACACAUCGACUCUGUUGUGGACACCUGCCGCUUACGGACAAGCCAACUCUCUGGGCGGCCAAGACGGACCCGCAACCAGGGCCCUCGACAGCCAACAGCAAGCCCUCAGCGGGCGAGAAGAGCUAGCCACACAGCACCUCUCCAUUCGAUUCAGAGCAGAGACACACUGGGGAGUAACGGCCAAAGCGGCGGGGCGUCCUCGACGCAUGGCACGCCCAUCAACAACGAUUCGUCUUGGCCGAGUCCCAGCCAGCUGCCGUUGAUGUCGUAUGCGCCGUCACCGGGAGGCUAUGGACAGGCCGUUAGUCCGGGAGGAUUGAGUGACACCAAUGUGGCAUCCCUUCUCCCGGCACAAGUAUCAAGGCGUCAGCUUGGUAUCACUGUGCCGGCUCCGACAGCGCGGCAGGUACAGCGGCCAACAUUUGGCGCGCCGCUUCUGGGGACCUCCGGAGGAACAGAUGGGAGUGCCUCCCACCAUAUGCGGGUGCCUUCGGGGGACUCGGGGAUCAGCUUCGACACGGCUGCGGCAGCCGGCUAUCUCUUGCGGCAGCAGCCGGGUGUCAAUCUUGUCCCGAACCACUUUUUUGGCAGCACGAAUCUUCCAGUGCGGCAGCAAUUCCAACAUGGCAUUAGACGCGCAGGUGGUUUCCAGGGAGGCAGCGCAAACACACUUAGCCUUGAUAUGAACCAGGUGUAUCAGCAGCAGCAGGGGCCAUACCAGCAUCACAUGCAGCAUGCGCAUGCGCAACAGCUACAGCUACAGCCCCAGCAGCUGCAGAUGCCGGGACAGGGGAAGUCACCCAUCAGCCCGCACUCGGCCAUGACGGUGACAGCUUCAUCGCCAGGAGGGUUCUUUGGAAGUUAUGAGCUGGGGCCAGGUCAGACAAACCUGGGACAACAGUAUCCGCAUUAACAGUGAUAGGAGUUUGGGAAUAAGGUAUUUGGAUGUCAUGUAGAAAAUGUAGGAAAUGCGGAGUAGAAAGGCCAAUCCAAGAAGAUCUCUGUACUUUUG